Trematosphaeria pertusa is the source of this 1870-nucleotide messenger RNA. Its product is annotated as histone acetyltransferase type B. Gene Ontology annotation, biological process: subtelomeric heterochromatin formation. The record is from RefSeq and is a predicted model, not a curated record. Gene Ontology annotation, cellular component: nucleus. Bases 143 to 1699 code for a protein of 518 amino acids. NCBI's taxonomy places the organism in Eukaryota, Fungi, Ascomycota, Dothideomycetes, Pleosporales, Trematosphaeriaceae. Gene Ontology annotation, molecular function: histone H4 acetyltransferase activity. The transcript is spliced from 3 exons.
CCGCGAGGACGCGCUUUUGCCUCCAUUUCUUCGGCCUCAUUCUAGUCGCAUCCUCAUCCCGAGCACAGAUUUAGCUUUUGUACGCGACAGCCCCCCGACUCGCCGAGACAGUCCGCAACUCGCGCUGCGCAAACCUUCCGCCAUGGAUCUUGACGAAUGGAUCACGAACUCCAAUGAGUGCUUCGAGAUCAACCUCACCCGGCCGUCGAGCGGGGCAGGCGAGCCCGAGCGCAUCUUCAGCGAGUCCUUCAACCCGCGCUUCACCUACCCCAUCAUCAACGAGGCGGAGUCAAUCGUCGGAUACAAGGACCCCAGGAUAGAGCUCGACUUCCGCGCAAACGAUAUGAAGCCGUCGUUGAAGAUUCAGUUCGAAGCGAAGCUGGAGCUCAAGGGCGUGCUGCCGGACGAGCAACAGGUGGAUCUCGAGAACGUCUUCAAGGACUACUUUCCCGCGUCUAUAUUCAAUCCCACCGAAGCUUCAGAUGACACCAGCUCCGCGACCGAUGCGACCUCCACAUCAUGGGAACCGCCAGGGAAACUCAUGCACAGCUUCACUCUGCACGGGAAGAAGUACGAGAUAUGGAGCGCAAACAUGGCCGAUCCAGCGGCCAAGCGGCUGUUCCAGAAUAUGCAGAUACUCACGUUGUUAUUCAUCGAGGGCGCAGAGCGGCUGGAACUAAACGAGCAGUGGUCGCUGGAGCGUUGGACACUCUACCUGCUGUACGAGGUGACGCCCAUCGAGGAGGAAUGCUCUCCGUACACUUUAGCUGGAUUCUCCACCUCGUACCGCUACUGGAUCUUCCCGACCUUCGACGUAAUGCGCUAUACCAAAUCGCUCCCAUCACCACCGGAGAGCACCAACGGCGAAGCGGGUUCAUACACCGGUCCCCAUCUCACCCAGGAUCCGGAGACGUACCUAUUCAACGAGCACAUCGACCCCCUGGAGACACCCUCGCGGGAUAGAAUCUCGCAGUUCGUCAUCCUACCUCCAUACCAAGGCCAGUCUCUUGGCGCCCGGUUAUACGAGACGAUAUUCGGAGAUCUGGUCAAGAAGCCUUACGUCUACGAGAUUCCAGUCGAGGACCCAAGCGAGGCUUUCGAUGCCAUGCGAGACUACAGCGACAUCAUCUACCUCCGGAAAAUGCCCGCCUUCCAAUCCCUAUCGCUGCCCUCAACACUACCGCCGGAAAGCCUCAGGAAAGAUGCGCCAAUCCCGCGCGACCAGAUACUGGGCAACGGUGUAGAUCUAGAAGCCCUCCGCCACGAAGCCAAGAUCGUCCCGCGCCAGUUCAACCGCAUGGUCGAGCUGCACCUGCUCUCCACAAUACCAUCCAGCAACCGCAACAAGGCCCGUAUCACCCGCAAAGACAAGUCGAGCAACGAGAACGACCGCAAGUACUACUUCUGGCGCCUGGCUCUGAAGGCUCGAGUGUACCAGCAGAACGCCGACGUGCUGGAGCAGCUGGAAGACGCAACGGAGCGCGUGGACAAGCUGGAAGAGACGGUGGACAGCAUGCAGAAAGAGUACGAGGAGCGGUUACAGGGGAUCGAGAAGAGGGCGAAGUGGAACGUGGGCGAAAUCCAAAAUGGGGACAGCAGUAGGAGUAAGCGGAAGCGGGUGGUCGUGGAGGAUGAUGAGGAUGAGUGGGAGGAUAUGGAGGACGCGUCGGUGGCUAGCUCGAAGAAGAUGAAGGUUUGAGCGAAGCUGCUCAUGGCGUUUCGGGUGUUGAGAGUCUGAGGCUUGUACCCUAGGUUGUCGCCAGUAGGGUUACGGAUACCAAACAUGGUUUUUUUUCCUUCUUGAAGGUUCAAUUUUACUAGCUCUGCACGAAAAGUGCCCUUCCUCCUAUUGAAGACAUAGUUCCCACUG